AUGCAGCUCAAAUUCAUCAUUGACGAUCGGGAGCCUCGAACCACCAAAGAUCGUGAGCUUCGAGACGCCGAGGUUCGAGCUCAUGCAGCACGCGUGUCGCACCAACGAAAGAACGCCAGGUGCAAAGGCCCACAGGUGGUUGCGUUGCGUGGGAACAGAGCGGCGCUAAGAGAUGGGGCCGAGGAGAGCGACGACGUGGAUGGUGAUGAGAGCCUGCUGGAUGAGAAUAUGUUCUUGACAAACAACUUCAGAAGGAUUCUGGGGGGAGGGCGAGUAGACCCUUUUGAUUCUUCGCCGAUUCAAAAACUACCUUCUUAUGUAUUGAAUAUUCUUGAUCAUGCGUGGAUGGACGUCUGGUCGGCGCUCCGCCCUCAUCCACGGACCGGCGUGAUUCAUCCAGACAUCUACGGAUGGAGAAACGCCGGGUUGAGCUGCGAAGCGUUGUUCCAUGCGUACGUGGCAGGAGCUGCAGGGAUAGCGUUGGCUUCAGGAGUCGGUGCCGACUCGAAAGAACAGAUCGGACGAACACAGAUUUAUCACACUGUCAAAGCCAUCAACUGCGUGAGUCAGGAGCUGAGUCGAAAUGAUGGUCCACCUUCGGAUGCACUCCUAAUGGCUGUCAUGACGUUGAGCGGGCACGGUGAGGUGGCUGACGAAGCGCACGGUGAACCCUACGCUCGAUCGCCGUUAGUGCAGGCUCAUCGAGUGAAUGUCUUUGCUCGACUAGCAAUCACACCUGCCCACUCUCGAGCCAUCGGAACGCUAAUCAUGAAAAAAGGGGGGUUGGAGGGCGUUGUCCUCCCUGGGUUCCGAAGCUUGCUCUGCUUGACGGAUGUAUUGCAAGGCUCGAUCGCGAGCUCUCGACCCAUGCUGCCGUUUGUCGGUCGCUCCGAGUCAUUAGUCUCAUCGGGGGUGCACAUAUUGGACGAAAAGGCACGGGAACGAGCAUCCGUUCUCGGAACAGGCUUCUGGGUGGAGGGAUUUCCAGCGAUAGACGAAGGCUUUCAGGCUGUGUUAUCGGCGGCGUGCGAGCUCACGACAGCUGUAGACCAUCUGCAGCGCAAGGAGAAUGAUCCCCCAGCCCUGUAUGAUAUUGUGGAGUUUCGGACGUUCGUGCAGCAUUGCUUGUUAUCCUUGCAACCUCGGAUCUCAGUGCCUCUGGACACGCCAGACUAUACGUACGAGGCUUGCCGACUGUCCACCUUGAUUUAUUCUGACAUCAAUAUCUGGCCGUUGCCAAAAUCGUCAAAUAUAAGACCCCGACUUUCCCAGCAUCUGAAGCUGGUCUUGUCAGAGCGAGCAGGUGCCGAAGCUGGCGCCAUCUCCAAGGACUUUUUGUUGUGGAUCAGCAUGAUGGGUGCCAUCGCGGCACGUCAUACCGAGCACGAACAAUAUUUUCUGGAACUGCUUGCACGGGAUGCCCGAACCCUCACUUGGGAUGACUUCAGAAAGACCAUGUUGGAGUUUUUGUGGUGUGAUUUCGUGGUUGCGCCGCUAGCACGUCCAUUGUGGAACCAGGCGUGUGCGUUGAAGGCAUUUCAUCGUCUUCCGAUUCGUACCGUUGCCUUGGCCACAGCUGAAAUGACUACACUGAGCAAACCAAAACAGCAAGAAUCAUUGACGACCAUAGCUUCAAGAGACACACAAAGUCUUUCUCUGGUCGAUUCAGGGGUCAAGGUAUUGGUAUAA
Messenger RNA from Exophiala bonariae, 1689 nucleotides. RefSeq lists its product as uncharacterized. The transcript has a single exon. The coding region runs from base 1 to 1689 and encodes 562 amino acids. Lineage: Eukaryota; Fungi; Ascomycota; Eurotiomycetes; Chaetothyriales; Herpotrichiellaceae. The record is from RefSeq and is a predicted model, not a curated record.